Molecule: messenger RNA, 1410 nt
Organism: Bacidia gigantensis
Lineage: Eukaryota; Fungi; Ascomycota; Lecanoromycetes; Lecanorales; Ramalinaceae
Exons: 4
Coding region: 1-1410 (469 amino acids)
Biological process (GO): carbohydrate transport; transmembrane transport
Cellular component (GO): membrane
Molecular function (GO): carbohydrate:proton symporter activity
Source: RefSeq, a predicted model, not a curated record
AUGGCAUCCACUGAUGAAACAAGCGCCUCGAAUAUAUUAAAACAGCCCAGUCAAGAUUCAUAUGCUCACGAGAAUGACACCGAGGGUAUUUUCAUUCACCAUGCUGAAGCAGUCUCCGAGCAGCGCGACGCGUAUGGCCCUGCCGGUCUUCGUGGAAUAACCGUCAAUCCCUACGUCGCACUAUGUGCAGGUCUGGCGGCGAUGGGGGGCUUGCUUUUCGGAUAUGAUCAAGGCGUAGUGUCUGUUGUGCUGACGGAGGAUCAAUUUCUGAGUCGAUUCCCACGCGUCAAUGGUGGAGCUGGAGGAUUCUGGAAAGGGUUCCUUACCGCCAUGAUUGAGCUGGGUGCGUUGCUUGGCGCCCUGAAUCAAGGAUGGAUUGCGGACAAGAUCUCCCGAAAAUAUUCCAUUACUGUUGCUGUAUGCAUAUUUACUGUAGGCUCUGUCCUCCAGACCGCUGCUGUUGAUUAUGCGAUGUUGAUCGUGGGCCGAUUUAUUGGGGGGAUUGGCAUAGGAAUGCUGAGUAUGGUGGCACCAUUGUAUAUCUCGGAGAUAUCGCCGCCUGAAAUUCGUGGAGCGCUGCUGGUCCUUGAAGAGCUUUCCAUCGUAUCUGGGAUCGUUGUUAGCUUCUGGAUCACUUAUGGUACACGUUACAUCUCGACGGAGUGGGCGUGGCGACUGCCAUUUCUCCUUCAAAUUAUUCCUGGGUUGUUCUUGGGUGUCUGCAUCAACUUUCUGCCCUUCUCACCUCGCUGGCUGGUGUCGAAAGGCCGAAAUGAUAAAGCAUUGUCUGCUCUUGCUAGACUACGUACGCUGCCGGCGACAGAUUCAAGGGUCAUGCACGAGUGGUAUGAUAUACGUUCAGAGCUCAUCAUGUCCGGAGUGCUAAACAUUACUCAGCUUGUUGGGGUGACCUCGAGUCUUUGGACUAUGGACCGGUUCGGGAGACGACCCCUCCUCCUGUGGGGCAGCUUCUUUAUGGCAGUCUCGCAUUUGAUCAUCGCAGUUCUGGUGGCUCUCUUGCUAUUCUACAUGCUAAGUUUUGGAGCAUCCUGGGGCCCUGUCCCGUGGGCCAUGCCCGCUGAGAUCUUCCCAUCCAGCCUUCGCGCGAAAGGGGUGGCUUUGUCAACUUGCUCAAAUUGGCUGAAUAAUUUUAUCAUCGGGCUAAUUACACCGCCUCUUGUUCAAAAUACGGGAUACGGUGCAUUUACUUUCUUCGCUGUCUUCUGCUUACUAUCUUUGGUCUGGACUUUCCUAUUUGUUCCGGAGACAUCUGGAAGAAGCCUGGAGGCUAUGGAUCAUGUGUUCAAAGACAUCAACAGCGAGGAGGAAGAAACGAGACGAAAAAUGAUUGAGCGCAAUCUUAUUGGAAGCAUACGUGAAGCUAAUGACUCGGGCUCUAAAUCCCCCUGA